AUGGGCUUGAGACCAUCGAGGUUCUUCUGGUCGCUGAUUGAGAAGUCGCCCACGACCAUCCCCGAGAUACUACAGCACGCCAACCAGUACAUCGCCGCCGAAGCCCUAAUGGCAGGGAGGCACGAGGAUAACAAGAGGCCGAGGAUGGAAACUAAUCUAAGGAGGUCACCUUGGGCGCUACCUCAAGGAACCAGGAGAAGCAACUCCGUGCCGUGGGGUCUUGUCAAGAGGCAGAUCGACAUCAUUUCCGGUGGACCAACUGCCGGCGGCAACAACUCGACGGCAAGGAAGGCCUACGCCCGCAGUAGGGUGGAUAAAUGCCCCAAACUCGAGUUUGAGCCCGAAAUCACUUUCGGAACUGAGGAGGUCGAGCGCUCCCACUACGAUGACGCUUUGGUGAUCUCCAUCCGAAUCGCCAAUGCUCGGGUCAAAAGAAUAAUGGUAGACACUUGGAGCUCUACCGACGUGCUGUACCUCGACGCCUUCAAGAAGCUCGGCUUAACCAAUGAGGACCUCACUCCCAUGAAUUCGGCGCUCACCGGAUUCACCGAAGAUUCCAUCUCCCCGCUCGGGACCACCACCCUCCCUGUCACCAUCGGGAAAGAACCGAGAGCCAAGAUGACAAUGACUACCUUCAUGGUAGUCGAUCUACCCUCGGCCUACAACAUCAUCCUUAGCCGCCUGACACUCAACAAACUGAAAGCAAUAGUUUCCACUUACCACCGGGCCAUCAAAUUUCCAACUUCGGUAGGGGUCAGGGAAUCCCGAAGUGAUCCAAGAGAAUCAAGGCGGUGCUACCUUACGGCGGUUACCCUCUUGGAGAAGUCACGCCCCCGUCAAGACCUGGAUCCCCGUGAAGAAGGCGUGACACCGAUGCACCUGGAGCCCCCUGAGCAACUCACCGAGGAGAUGCCCGGGAUCGACCAAGGGGUGACCCAGCACCACCUCAACAUCCACCCUGAGGCCAAGCCGGUGAAGCAAAAGUCGAGGAAGUUCUCUCCCGAUCGACAAAAGGCAAUCAGUGAUGAGGUCGACCGCCUAAAAGAGGCAGGAUUUAUAACCGAGGUGAAAUACCCUCGGUGGUUGUCAAAUAUAGUCCUCUUUAAGAAACACAAUGGAAGUUGGAGGAUGUGUGUUGACUAUACCGAUCUCAACCGAGCAUGCCCCAAAGACUGCUAUCCACUCCCGAGAAUAGAUCAGCUAGUCGAUGCCACCAUUGGCUAUGAACUCCUCACAUUUAUGGACACCUUCUUGGGCUAUAACCAGAUCCGGAUGGCACCACAGGACCAAGAGAACACUGCCUUCAUCACCGACAGAGGAGUGUAUUGCUACAAAGUGAUGCCUUUCGGCCUGAAAAACACCAGGGCAACUUACCAAAGAAUGGUCGACAAGCUGUUCAAGCAAUAA
Musa acuminata AAA Group (dessert banana) is the source of this 1407-nucleotide messenger RNA. RefSeq lists its product as uncharacterized. The record is from RefSeq and is a predicted model, not a curated record. Bases 1 to 1407 code for a protein of 468 amino acids. NCBI's taxonomy places the organism in Eukaryota, Viridiplantae, Streptophyta, Magnoliopsida, Zingiberales, Musaceae. The transcript is spliced from 3 exons.